Messenger RNA from Scylla paramamosain (green mud crab), 2887 nucleotides. RefSeq lists its product as uncharacterized. The record is from RefSeq and is a predicted model, not a curated record. Bases 116 to 1297 code for a protein of 393 amino acids. Lineage: Eukaryota; Metazoa; Arthropoda; Malacostraca; Decapoda; Portunidae. Gene Ontology annotation, biological process: proteolysis. Gene Ontology annotation, molecular function: metalloexopeptidase activity. The transcript has 8 exons.
GAGAGAGACGAGGGUACAGCAGGCGAGGCAAGGAAAGUCCCCGUCAGUACCAGCAAGGCAGCGAGGGGAGAAGGCAACAGUGUCCUCUGUGCUCGUGACGCUUCAUCACACCGCCAUGGGACUGUCGCUAACCUGUGCUCUCCUGCUCCUCUGUUUCCUAGCAAGCGGAGGCGCGGGGCAAGACGUGUACCAGCUAGGGGCGCACCUGCAGCACUUCGCCAGCGUCAGACAUCCCGCGGGCGUGGAUGUGGGCGCGAGGGAGGCAGCAAGAAGUUACAUCAAGGAUAAGUUUAGGGAGUAUGGUCUUGAGGUGGCUAGUCACUCCUUCAACACCUCCAUGCUUCUCAAUGGACAAACGACAACGAUUGUCGGAGAAAACGUGGUAGGGGUGGCAGAGGGGUCAGGCAAGGGGCCCCUGCUGCUGGUGGGGGCGGACUAUGACACGUCCCUGCGGCACAACCCUCUGGAGGACAACGGGGCGGGCGUGGCGGCGAUGCUGGAGGUGGCAAGGAAUUACAUGAAGGAAACGCAGCCGGAGGGACAUUUCACCAGAAACCGCACUGUUAUUUUCGUCGCCUUUGACCUGAACACGAAAGAAUAUAGGAGUGAUAGCAAGGCGGGUCGUCCUGGUUUCUACUACUUCGUGCACCAAUGGCUGUGGCCGCACCUCAACCAGUCCCUGUUAAACUUUGGUGGUGCAAUAAUUCUCGACUCCAUCACGAGGUUCAGUAUGAAUCCGAACACUCAGCACCUUCCAGAUGGCUUCAGUCAGACCUUCCCCGAGGCUUACAAGAAAAUCAUUGAGGAUGAGUCGAAGGGGAACUUCCUGGCACUGAUUACUCGAGGCACUUCUCAAAGUAAACACCUCGCCCAGACCUUUAUGGAUAACUACACAAAGCAUCGGAAGGCGGGGUUGGUACGUGUGCAGAAGAUGGUGCUGGAGACGGCAGCUCCUGUCACCUCCCACGUACUGGAUAUGAUCGACCACCAGGCUCAUUUCCCCUUCUGGACCUUCCAUCCCUCAGACCAACCCACUGCCCUGCCAGCCCUCCUCCUCACUGACACAGAUGUGUAUCGCCAGUCCUCUGAGCAGUGUCCACAGCCCUGCACCAGCGAGGCCUUCCUGACACGCCAAAGACAGCAGGCCAUCUCCCUUACCUGUGAGGGUCUCAUUAACACUCUCUUUGAACUGCAGGCUGAAAGGAGGCCAGGAACCAGUGAGGGAUCAAAUGGUGCGUCUUUUGUGAGUGUGACAGCGACGUGGAUAAUGAUUGUGAUGGCUGCACUGUUGUACUGACCACACACACACACACACACACACACACACACACACACACACACACACACACACACACAUACAAUGACUGAUGAAGUUGUGUGUGUGCAAGGACCAUUCACAGCUUUAAAGACAAAUACAGUAAAAUCCCUCUUAUCCGGCAUCAACGGGAUCGCCGACAUGCCGGAUACCAGAAGUUGCCGGUUACUUGAAUAGAAGUGAAAUUAUGUCCACAAUCACCACCUUACAUUCACGCAUCUUACCAUAACAAAGAUCAGCUGAUCGCCGUGCCGCGCGUCGCCACCCGCGCUGCCACAACACGCUUCCUCUUUUCUACAACUUCAGGCAUCAGGCGAUAAACAGUGCACACGCGGGACUGAGUCACUGAGUAAACACAGUGCAGUGGGCUGCAGGUGGCGCGAAGCAGUGCGCUCUGGUGGCGAUGGGACAAAGUAUGCCUCGCGCGGGAAUUUUAAUCGAUUUUAUGAGUACACAUUGAUUUUUUAUUGAUUUUAAGGCUCGGGGAAAAAUGUGCCGGAUACUUGAAGCUGCCGGAUACUCGAAUGCCGGAUAAGAGGGAUUUUACUGUAUGACAAAUGGACUUUAAAGACUGGACACUAAGAACAAAUGACACAUGCAUAUAUGUAGCAAAGACCUGCAGAAUCUGAGCUUAUUUCAGGAAGUUCGAGUUAAGUACUUACAUCUUUUGAAUCCAUAACAUAAUGUAAUUUGUCUGUUUUUACAAUUUGAGGAAUGCACCAAAAAAUCAUGCAGUAUUAAGGAAAAAUGUAUAUCUCAUUAAUGGCUGUCUUUGUGGUGAUAGGAAAUGUGUGUAUAGAUCUUUAGCAGUGUAUUUGGGUGUAUUUGGUUGUGAGUGAUGGAGAGAACUUGAAAUUACUGUGUGUGUGAUGAAUGUAUAGGUUUAUAAUGUUAUUGUGUACGUGUGUGUGUGUGUGUGUGUGUGUGUGUGUUGUAUGUGUAAUUUUGUAACUAUGUAUAUCUGUAGUGUUUGUAAGUAUGAAUAAGUAUGACUGAUGCAUAAUUAGAUAACAGCAUUAAUAUGAAGUUUGUAUACCAGGUGAUUAGUGUAUUGUGUAUUCAUAAAUUAUCGUAUUUUUGAAGUAUUAACAUGUAAUCUCUGCAAGGGGUUAUGUAGGGUAUCCAAGCACUUCUUUCUCCCCCUUUGUUUUCCUUGAAGAAGCUCUACUAGUGUUAUAGAGAGCAAAUACCAUGGCCAGUAAUACCUUAAGCCCUUGUGUGUUGUUGUGCCUUUGUAAUAGUGUAGUGGAGAAGUAGUUAAGUAGAGUAAUAGAAGUAGUAAUUGUGUGUUUUGCAAAGAGAAUUGAAAAGUUACCAUGGCCAUAAUAGUCUUAAGCUCUUGUGCGUUUUGGUGCCUUUGCAAUAGAGUAGUGGAAGUCAUCGAAGUAGUUAAUGGUAGUAGAUUAGUAGUACUGGUAGUAGUUAUAUGUUUCAGAAAAUGAAUUAAAAAAUGUAACUGUGCUGUGCCAUUACCUAAUAUGAAUUAAAAAAAAAAAAACAGGUGCUAAGAUACACGGGAGAUGGGAAGGUUAAAUAAUACACAGUGAUACUUGUAAUAAAUAAGUAAAUAUG